GCGCUGUGAGGGGAGGAUGAAGCGGCUGCCAAGGCCUGUGCUGUUUCUGUUUUGCUGAGCAGAGGAAUGGGAUCAGGAUUGGGUGGUUGAUUGGUGAUGAAUUGGAGUUUCCUCUUUGCUUUGAUGAAUGAAAGAACCUGAACCUGUGAGAGAAGAGCAGUUGCUGCAAAAAUAGCACUGUUCAAAGAUUCUGAAUGCUGGGAUGGAUCGCAACCCAUCUCCACCACCAAAUGAUGAAAGCACUGAUGAGACAACCAGAGUUGAUGCAAUUGGGAACACAGUGUACAGCAAGCACUGGUUGUUCAGCACACUCAUGAAGCUGAUUGAGCUUGUCUGUCCAGAAGGUGAAGAGGCAGACAGAUCAGAUUCCAGAACAGAGACAGAACUGGAUGAAGAUCUGGAGAAUGAGAUCUGUAAAAUGUGGGACAUGUCAAUGGAUGAGGAUGUUGCUGUGUUUCUUCAGGAAUUCAAUGCUACAGACAUCUUGCUGGGGAUCAUUGGUAAAUCCAAGUGUCCCCGACUAACGGAGAUUUGCGUUGGUAUCCUGGGAAAUAUGGCUUGUUACAAGGAGACCUGUCAGGCAAUCAGUAACAAUGAUAAUCUUGUUAACGUUUUGCUGUUGCUACUAGGAGAUUCUGACCCGCCUACUCUUUUGGAGACUAGCAGGUUAAUACUGGGCUGUCUUUCUCAGCCAGAUGUGUCCAGCAUUUGGGUUGAUCAAAUCCACAAGCAACACUCUGUUCGGGAGAAUGUAUGUUUCAUAAUGCAGAGCUCCACAAAUGCUGAUUUGUUGGGGAAGAUUGGUGAGGUGGUCGAUAAACUCUUUGAUUUGGACAAGGAACUAAUGCUAAGCUGGGUCGUGGAGUCAAAGGGGUUGGCUAAUGCAUCAACUAUAGAAAAAGAAAACUCAGCUGAAACUGCAUUUGUCCCUUGCUUAUUGGAAGCAGCCAGACAACUCAGGUCAGACAGUAUUGAAGGGUUAGAAGUUUACAUGCAUAUACUACAGCUGCUCACUACAACAGAUGGAGGAAUGCAGGCAAUAGUAAGAACUCCAGACAAGGCUGAGACAACCUGGACUUUACUGUAUGACAUAGUUCGCACUGAUCUUUGUCAGGAUGAUGACCCAGCUAUCAUUGUAGAGGAGCAGGCAAGUGUGUUGUCCUCCACUCUGGCUGUCCUUUCAGCAAUAUUUGCAUCAUGCAUGGAGGAGAAUUACAUCAAGAUUGAGCGAAACCUUCCUUUGCUUGAUACGCUGCUGCGAGUUUUGUUCUAUGCAGAGGAAUCUCAAAAGAGACCAUCAGAGAGAACAAGGAGACCCAGCACAGACAAGUGGUCUGUGCCAUCUCCGAUAUCUGGUACCCAGAAAGGGAAACAGCGGGAAGGAGACUUUCACUUGAAAAUUCUCCUAGAUAUCUGUUGUGAAUUUCUCUCUGAAAUCUUCAUGAACAUUGGAAAGGAGAUUGUAUCAAAAAGCUUUAAAGAAGGAUUCCUGAGCCAAGAAAUGUGUACUUCUGCUUUUCGCCACCUCCUCCCUCAGUAUCAUACAGCUGUUGAAAAAUUCCACACCAUGUUAUUGGAAGUACAACCGGACACUGCGGAACAAUUACUACUGGAAUUUCCCAAUCUAAGAUCCUGACUGGGAGUUGUUGCUGCCACUGACAGGGUGCUAUGUUGUGUGGAGCAGAUGGCCGCAAGACAGAAAACUCUUAAUUGUCUAAAUGCACAUAUCUCUGCCAGACAUUACCUGGCAACAACAACGUUGUCAAUCACAGACGUAUCACAUCAGCACAACUGAAUUUGGAUUUGUGAGGAACACAGAAUCGCAUGUUCAUAAUUGGAUUAAUGUCCUUAUACAGUGUUUGUUUGAGUAUUUAUGCAGUACAUGUGAGGUUUCUUUCUCUUGAUGUAAAUGUGAAAGAGACUAGCAGUUGUGGGAAGUUUCAGGAUUUCUAAAGUUACCGACAAACUUCUGCUCUGUUUAGAGCACCCUGAGAAUGUGACAUCUCAGGAGCAGUUUCAUCUUGAACCAUCCAAGGACAUGUCACAGUUUCAGGGCUAAAAGUUGACACCUAAAGCUGCAGCCUUUAUCUUUAUGUUUACCCUGCUGAAGCUAUGAUGUGUUGAACUAUAAAUGUGCUUUAUCAGCACUAAUCUGUUUACUAUGUUACUUAGGCUGAAAAACAUAAUAUUCAACACACUGCGUAUUUUUCUUCAAUAAAUGUUUGCUUUUCUAUCUCAAUCAGCGGUCAGUGAAUAAAGAAUAUUUAGCUGAUUUGAAGCUUUUCAAUGAGAUGUUUUCACAAAUCCCUUGGCUAAUUUUAGUGAUUAAUGUCCCCUGGCACAGUAAUGUUCAUGGAAUAGCAGCCUCUUUGUGGAAAAAUACUUUUAGACACAUUGUACUGAUGGUGCAGUCGGUGAAGAACCAUUGUCUAGAUCCAAAACUUAGUGAUCCAAAGGUUCCAGUGACCAUCCCUGGUAAUUUGAGUAAGCUGAGUUUGGCCAGGACAACAGUUAGUUUUACAAUUGGUCUACCACCCCUUGUUUGAGUAGGCCAGAAAUUAGCUAAGGAUGCUUCUCCUAAUGGUAUUCCAAUCAUUCUGCUAGAAAAUGUAUUUGAAUAUCAAAUGAAAACAGGAUUGAAUUUAGCACCCACAACUGAAUAGCCUGUUUACAUUUUUUUUAAGAGGGUCACAGAGAUGUACAGCAUGGAAACAGACCCUUCGGUCCAACCCGUCCAUGCUGACCAGAUAUCCCAACACAAUCUAGUCCCACCUGCCAGCACCCGGCCCAUAUCCCUCCAAAUCUUCCCAUUCAUAUACCCAUCCAAAUGCCUCUUAAAUAUUGCAAUUGUACCAGCCUCCACCACAUCCUCUGGCAGCCCAUUCCAUACACUUACCACUGUCUAUUUAUCCUAUCCAUGCCCCUCAUAAUUUUGUAAACCUUUAAAAGGUCACCCCUCAGCCUCCGACGCUUCAGGGAAAACAGCCCCAGCCAGUUCAACCUCUCUCCGUAGCUUAAAUCCUCCAACCCUGGCAACAUCCUUGUAAAUCUUUUCUGAACCUUCUUUAGUUUUUGUUUAUGAACAAUGGCUAACCAGACCAAACAGUAACCUUGAAUUAAAAUAAUGCAAGUGCAUUCAGGAAAGAAGUGAAAAGAAUAUACUCUGUAUACAUGGUAUAAUCUGUAUUUGGGAAUUAUUAUUAUAAUAGUGAGGCAGGCAGACAGAAAAUUUGCUUAUCAUGUACCACAGAAGUGAGAUCUAAAGCUUCCUUUAUAUUUCUUCUUUACGUGCUUCAUUCCCAACUUCAGAAGAACAGAUUCUCUUGCACUAGUGUAACAUUUUACCAUUUGCAUUUAUAUUUUUAGAAGAAGUUAAUGAGGUAAGUUCAGUGUCAAUGCCAAAUUGUGACCGUAUUUAAACUUUGUGGAGAAAUUAAAUAGGUGGGAUAAGAACUGGGGACUGAGUAUAUCUAUGUAUAAUUAAUUCUAAUCUCUGUGUUUCUGAAGUUCUCCCCAUUGUAAAUUUUAGUGUCUAUUAUUAUAAAGAAAUUUGUGUGUGCAAAUUUGCCACACAGUCAUUACAUAUUCCACCUUAAUACUACAGUAACAGUUUCUACAUUCUCCCAACUGAGUGAAGAUGCUUUUCCCUGUACUCCCCCUCUAGUGGUAACAAUGUCACUAUUCUCCAGAGGCUAUAAUUAGAGUUCAAUGGAAAUAUUAAAAUAUGCCAUAAACGCACAACACCAAAGUACGACAUAAGCCAUUUGAUGCAAAGUGCAAACGUUAGGCUAGCCACAUUACCCUUUGCAUCACUGUAUUGUUUAAAUAGGAAUAAAAUAAAACAGAAUAGGAAAUACUUGUAAUGAAUUAGAAAAAUAUCUUAUGAAGACUUCACAAAUAAAGAAAAUAUUUAAUGGAAAUAAGCUUACAACAGAUCUUAUUAGUGCUGAAUUAACUCCUCUUUGAGAGGCAGUUGGGGUGUUCAUGACCUCUGCAUUCAGAUGAAGAAAUAUUAGGCAGGGAUUCAACCUAAAUUAUCAUUCAAUUACGCAUUCUGUAAAGUGUGAGAAAAGAAUUGAGUAUAUCUUAAUAUUCAAAUAUUCUGCACACUGUGAUGCUUGUGAUUUUAAAGUAAUUAAUUGAGUAAGAUAGAUGGCUGCCAACAUUUGGUGGAUUUACAUUCCAGCAAGAGUCAUUACCUUCAGAAAAUGAGGGAAGAGAAUUGAAUAAAAAUGUUUUUAAGACUGUAAAUCUAUAUGUUUAUGCUAAUUAGUCUUUUAGACAGCAGUAUGAGCCCAGGGAUUAGAGAUGCAACCCGCAUAAUCAAGUCUUCCAAUAUUCUAGUCUUCAAAAUAUUCUUAUCAAGUAAUUCUGUUUUUCCCUGUAUACGUCUGAUUUGUCAAGAACGUUUCUUGUAACACUUGUAGUUCUUGUCCUGAACUCAGCGCUACUUUCAUUGCAGACAUCAUAUUGCAAUCAACAGAGACACUGAGUCUUUAUAAGGUCUUUUUAAAGCAUUUAGGGGCCAUGAAGAAAGUGCAGGAAUAUGGUAUUGAGAUACGCGGUCAGUGUGAUUAUAUUGAAUAGCAGAGUAGAAAUGAAAAGCUGAAUGGUCUACACCUAUGGUUUUCCACUCAGGUGGGCUGUAAAAUUGGAUUUCUGUCCCAGUGCAUCUUUCAACUGAGAUUUUAAAGCAAGGCCCCAUUCUUCUAAGUUGAUAUAAAAGAUCCCAUGGUACUAUUAAGUACAGCAGAGGUUUCAUUCCCAAUGUUCUGACAAUAUUUAACCCUCAACUAAUAUUACAAAGAAACAGAUUAUCUGGUCAU
This is a messenger RNA of Hemiscyllium ocellatum (epaulette shark), 4826 nucleotides long. It is a transcript of the gene saal1, whose product is annotated as serum amyloid A-like 1. The transcript is spliced from 13 exons. NCBI's taxonomy places the organism in Eukaryota, Metazoa, Chordata, Chondrichthyes, Orectolobiformes, Hemiscylliidae. Bases 203 to 1636 code for a protein of 477 amino acids. The record is from RefSeq and is a predicted model, not a curated record.